UGGAGCUUGUCGUGAUGUGUGCAGUACUAUUUUGUACUUUAAGUUCACGGGCAUCUGCGCAAAACAUUCAGAUACAAGCUCAACCACAGAGAGUUAAUUACAGGGAGAAUGAUUUGGUCAUCGUGUGUUACAUCACUAAACCAUCACAACUCAAUGCAGUGUACUCCAUACUGUUACAGAGGAACUCUAGUACAACAUUUGAGACUGUAGUAGCAGUUGCUAAUGGACUGACACCACCUUUACAAUGGAAAGACACCCAGUUACAACGUCGAGCCUCUGCAACUGGGAACGCAGACUCUCCAAGCAGCGCACAACUGAGAUUGACGAUAGCAAAAAACAAUGUGCAAUGUCCUACUGACUUUAAGAUGUACAUGUGUGAAAUGUCUGCCUUCAAUAAUGUUGUGUCAGAGACAGUCACACAGGAGACAAGUCCUAUCGCAGUGUCUUAUGUUGACACACCUAUUGUGAUUGAGAUGCCGCGGUUGAGGAUUCUGAAUGCGAACUUUGAUACUCCAAAAAGACAGUUUCCUGUUGGAACUACGAUACAGUUAACCUGCCAAGGAGAGAUUGGAAGUGACGCAAGCAAAACUAUUAGAUGGUGUACCCAAAAAACCAAUGAAAUGAUGUUCACAGGAUUGGCUCAAACCCCGAUCCACUCCGAGGCUUCUCUAUCAGGAUGUCAGUACACACGGUCCAGUACCAUCACAUACACUCUCACCAAAAAAGACACCUUCACGCAGUUCUUGUGCGAGUCUGGAGAUACCGGUUUGUGUGGGACGGGGACUGCCAUACAAUAUGUCAACAUCACUAUAGAAGAAUCCGGAACCACGAAAACUCAUACAGCAGAUGAAAAAACUGGAACCACCAACACUUGUACAGCAGAUGCAAACUCUUCGUUUCUGGUUCCAUUCUUUAUUGGAAUUGCAGUGGGAAUAGGUGUCCUUAUUUUGGCGAUUUUCAUUGCAAUUAUUUUAAGACGGCAUCUGCUUCAACAACAAAUGAAACGAACUGUUUGUCAAGAGCAAAAUGGUGAAGAACACUACACAAAACCGGUUCCCAAAGAGGAUCAACCAAAUACCGAGCUGAACACUUACACCGAACUACAUACAACGAACCGACAGUUGGAGACAGACCAAGCAUGCUCCACCCCAGACCACCCAUAUACCGCACUAAACGCAAUGCAGAUGACCCAAACAACCAGUUUACCAAGAUGAAUGCAAUAAAAAUGAACCAAUCAAGGAGAAACUAAAAAAUCAGCAGUUACCCCUUAUCUUAUUAGGUGUUAAUAUGUGUGUUUUAGUUCUAGAAUAUUAAUUUUAUUUAACCACAUCUAUAUCAAAAAUACCCUAUUAUGUAGUUAAGAUUUAUUAUAUUGUUGCAUAAUCUAGAGAUAGACACAACAAAAUGGAUUAGCUACGUCAUAAUUGUGACGUAUAACAAAAUUGAUACCUGACCAUGGUACAAUAUUAGAUGCAUGAACACAAAGUAAAAGAGACAAUGCUUUCGAAUUACGUAAGAGUUUGUUUCAUGAUGAUUUCUUUGUGACAUACAAAUGCCCUCGAGCCAUAUACAUGCAAUUUUAUUGAUAUACUCUCAAUAUGUUGUGUUGAAAUAGUCCUACAUGUAAUAAUGCAUAAAUACUUAUUAGCCUAAUGCAUGUAUUUUUAGUGUUUGGUUGGAUGAAAAUAUCUUGGUCGUGGGCUCUUGGCUCUUAGGGUUUAAUUAGUUAUUUUUUAUCAAUAGUUCGGGGAUUGUCUGGAACUAAUAUAAAAACUUGGUAUCGAUUGUGUUUUACUGCACGACUCUAUUGCAAACUCUUUAACAAUGCAUGCGCAGAAAUGUAAUUCAUCGUGUUCAUUGUAUUGCAUGUGUAAACAUAUCGGUACCAUUUCGAUUAUUACUAAAGCAGCAUCAUUUGAUUAAAUUUAAAUCAUCACAAUUGUUGUUAUGUCUUUUUCCUAUAAUGAUACUAAUAAAGUAUAGACAUCGGGGUUUCUUUUUUUAUUUGCCCCCCCCCCUUUUCAGUUUUCUUCAAACAACAUUGUUCUAAUUUUUGAUCAUCAUUGCCAAGGCAAUUGAUGAAAAGAACAAGUAUACUAGUUGUACUUUACUAUAUAAGCAAAAACAGAUCUUUAAAAGUUGUCUAUAGUUUGAUUCGCCGCAUGUUGUUUUUUGCAUGUGAAUUUUAUUUUGAGAAACUUAUUUAACCAUCAUAAUUGACUAAAUAUAGACAGAAUGUGGACGACGAUUUUCUUCACACAGUUGGUAUGUGUCACAAUCAAUUGAUUUAUUCAUGAUUACUAUUUUCCUGUAGGGUACCUCUGAUUUUUAUUCUAUGUUCAUAUCCUUUUUGGUGCCUCAGAUUUUGUCAAUUCAGGUAUUGGUCAAUAUUGGACUAUUCUCGGACGGUUCUAUUUGUUUACUUUGAUGCUAUAAAUACCCAAGUUUUUGGUCAGUGAGCCGGGGUCCAUUAGUACGCACUGCAGUAGUAGCACAAUGUAUAGCUAAACGUAUUUUUUACGGUAACCAUCUCCAUUAGGGGUUCCAGCAAGGCUCCAGCAAUGUCCCAGUGAUGAUUCGGCCAUAGUCACCAGUGUUCCGGUAUUGAACAUCUUACCACCCGUGUAACCUCCUUCGAGUAUUCACUUACUACGCUGGAAGCCGGUGGACGGAAGCCGUCAUCUUAGGACGUGGUACCGAAGGAGGACACAUUGGAGGAACACAGGAGGGACACUGCUGUCCAAUAUACCACCAUAGGAAAUUGACGAAUCAGAUAUUAGAAAACAUUUUUUUUUGUUAAUAUUUUGUGUGUGUGUGUGAAUGUGUAUAUUUGUAAAUUUAUUGAUUUUAUAUAUAUAGAUAAAGAUUGUAAAUACU
Molecule: messenger RNA, 2877 nt
Organism: Magallana angulata
Lineage: Eukaryota; Metazoa; Mollusca; Bivalvia; Ostreida; Ostreidae
Exons: 9
Coding region: 15-1214 (399 amino acids)
Source: RefSeq, a predicted model, not a curated record